AUGGCGCGUUCAGUUCUUCCGAUCACGGCCCCUCGCGGAGGUGCAGCGGCGUCAUCGUCUUCCCCGGUGGAUCAGUGGACGAAGCGGUUACAGGAGGCCCAGAGGCUGGUGGACGAGGUCGCCGAGCGGGUCACCGAGAGGGAGUCCGUGCCGCCGUCGCUGCCGCGCGAGCUGCAGCGCCGGACCGCCGAGAUCCGGCGCAAGGUCGCCAUCCUCGGGACCAGGCUCGACAUGCUCAAGGAGGACCUGUCUGAUCUCCCCAAAAGGCAAAACAUAAGCUUGAAACAGUUGGGGAAGCUCGCCGAGAAGCUCUCCGGUGUGAGUUCCAAGGCACAGGAGGUUGGCGGCCAGUUCACUAUGAAGUACUCCUCGGACAGGAACGAUUUGUGCGAGAAGAGCGCAAAGAUAGAUGUAAGCAGCAUUGCCAACAUGGACAACCAUGAGAUGGUCAAAUUGCAGAGGAAGGUCAUCAAAGAGCAAGAUGCUGAACUGGAGAUCCUGGAGGAGACUGUUACCAGCACGAAGCACAUUGCGCUCGCGAUCAAUGGGGAGCUGGACCUGCAAACUAAGCUCAUUGAGAACUUGGACGAGAAGGUUGAAGGCACAAGCAACCGUCUGCAGCGUGCGCUGAAGAGGCUGAAAGCACUCAACACGCGCAUGAGGAAAAGCAGUUCUUGUUGGGGCAUCGUGUUGUCGGUCGUUGCCGUUGUAAUCUGUGUUGCCAUAGUCUGGGCUCUGAUAACGAUCUAA
Molecule: messenger RNA, 750 nt
Organism: Miscanthus lutarioriparius
Lineage: Eukaryota; Viridiplantae; Streptophyta; Magnoliopsida; Poales; Poaceae
Source: the annotation of a GenBank genome assembly